Molecule: messenger RNA, 903 nt
Organism: Parastagonospora nodorum SN15
Lineage: Eukaryota; Fungi; Ascomycota; Dothideomycetes; Pleosporales; Phaeosphaeriaceae
Exons: 2
Coding region: 1-903 (300 amino acids)
Source: RefSeq, a predicted model, not a curated record
AUGGUCGUCGUCGGCGCCGACCCAGUCACUCAACGCACCUGGUACCUUUCCAAAGCUCUUCUCAUCCGUCACUGCACUCACCUUGCUGAGAUCUGCACAAAUCCUUUCCUCACGUCGGUCACCCUCGAAGACGUGGACAUCCGGGCCUUCACCAACUUCGUGGACUACAUGCGCAGUAGUAUCUACACGCUCAACGAACAAAUUCCCGGAUACCGCCGCGUACACGAAGGCAUCAAAGCAUGUUUGAUAGGCCAGAAACUAGGCUGUAUGGCUUAUAGCAACGCGGCAAUCAUCAGCUUGCACAUGGGCUUCGAGCCGCUGGCGCAAUUGAAGACAAGCAACAAGCGCCUGUCUACCAUCCGCGCCGAAGAUAUCGACUUUGUCUGCCGUAACACAAACAAGGACGAAAACAACAACGACCUCUGCAAGGGUCUGAGGCAGCUCUUCCACGACGCGGUCGCAAGCCACUGGUCAAACUGGGAAGUGAACAAGCUGACGGGUCAUCACGAUGAAUACAUGGGCGACUGGACGGAGUUGUGUGUCAAUUACGAUGACUUCAGGGUUACGCUGCUUGCAAGCUGCCGCACCUCGGACGCACAGAGGCACGCUUUGUUCAAGCCUGUGAACCAGUACUUGAGCGUUGAGAAGCGAAAGGUCGACGAAGAAGCAACAGUCAAGGUGGACAGCCCGGGCUGCAUCCCUCGGCGUCAUCGGCGAUCGCAGGCCUGUAGCGACUCCGAAGCGUGUUCUUUCUGGGAGAGAGCUGAGGCAGGGAUCGUGAAUACGGGCGCCACGCAGAACGGCGAUGAGGACGCUCUUGGGCGGGAAGAGACUGGAGAGGUUCGAGCGCGUGAUGGAAAUGGUUGGACGAUGGUAAAUGGUGCGACCAAGAAGAAGGCAUAG